AUGAUCCCCCCCACACCCCGCACCAUCUCCUCUGACUGCUGGUUCAAAACUUUUGAAACAACAAAAUUAUACAAAUUACCAUUUGCCUCCCCCUCGCACAGCCUUCUUACCCCGUUUCCGCAAGCCACGACAGCCGCAGUUUCUUGCCUCCCGCCUUCCUCAUUCCCCCUUGCCUUCCCCAUCUCCCCUUGCCUUCCCCAUUUCUCCUUCUCGCUUCCCAUUUUCCCUUCCCGCCUCCCCAUUUCCCCUUCCCGCCUCCUCAUUUCCCCCUCCCCAUUUUCCCUUCCCGCCUUCCCAUUUCCCCUUCCAGCCUCCACAUUUCCCCUUCCCGCCUCCCCAUUUCCCCUUCCCGCCUCCCCAUUUCCCCUUCCCGCCUCCCCAUUUCCCCUUCCCGCCUCCUUAUUUCCCCCUCCCCAUUUCCCCUUCCCGCCUCCACAUUUCCCCUUCACGCCUCCUCAUUUCCCCCUCCCUAUUUCCCCUUCCCGCUUCCCCAUUUCCCCUUUCCGCCUCCUCAUUUCCCCCUCACCAUUUCCCCUUCCCGCCUUCCCAUUUCCCCUUCCCGCCUCCCCGUUUCCCCUUCCUGCCUCCCCAUUUCCCCUUCCAGCCUCCUCAUUUCCCCCUCCCCAUUUCCCCUUCCCGCCUCCCCAUUUCCCCUUCCCGCCUCCUCAUUCCCCCCUCCUCAUUUCCCCUUCCCGCCUCCUCAUUCUCCCCUCCCAUUUCCCCUUCCCGCCUCCUCAUUUCCCCCUCCCCAUUUCCCCUUCCCGCCUCCCCAUUUCCCCUUCCCGCCUCCUCAUUCCCCCCUCCUCAUUUCCCCUUCCCGCCUCCUCAUUCUCCCCUCCCAUUUCCCCUUCCCGCCUCCUCAUUUCCCCUUCCCCAUUUCCCCUUCCCGCCUCCCCAUUCCCCCUUCCAGCCUCCUCAUUUCCCCCUCCCCAUUUCCCCUUCCCGCCUCCCCAUUUCCCCUUCCCGCCUCCUUAUUUCCCCCUCCCCAUUUCCCCUUCCCGCCUCCACAUUUCCCCUUCCCGCCUCCCCAUUUCCCCUUCCCGCCUCCUCAUUUCCCCCUCCCCACUUCCCCUUCCCGCCUCCACAUUUCCACUUCCCGCCUCCCCAUUUCCCCCUCCCCAUUUCCCCUUCCCGCCUCCCCAUUUCCCCUUCCCGCCUCCUCAUUCCCCCCUCCUCAUUUCCCCUUCCCGCCUCCUCAUUCUCCCCUCCCAUUUCCCCUUCCCGCCUCCUCAUUUCCCCCUCCCCAUUUCCCCUUCCCGCCUCCUCAUUCCCCCCUCCUCAUUUCCCCUUCCCGCCUCCUCAUUCUCCCCUCCCAUUUCCCCUUCCCGCCUCCUCAUUUCCCCUUCCCCAUUUCCCCUUCCCGCCUCCCCAUUCCCCCUUCCAGCCUCCUCAUUUCCCCCUCCCCAUUCCCCUUCCCGCCCCCCCAUUUCCCCUUCCCGCCUCCUUAUUUUCCCCUCCCCAUUUCCCCUUCCCGCCUCCACAUUUCCCCUUCCCGCCUCCCCAUUUCCCCUUCUCGCCUCCUCAUUUCCCCCUCCCCAUUUCCCCUUCCCGCCUCCUCAUUUCCCCCUCCCCAUUUCCCCUUCCCGCCUCCUCAUUUCCCCUUCCCGCCUCCCCAUCCCAUCCCCUUCCAACCCCUCUCAUCCCAUCCCCUUCCAGCCUCUCCCAUCCCCUUCCAGCCUCUCCCAUCCCAUCCCCUUCCAACCCCUCCCAUCCCAUCCCCUUCCAGCCCCUUCGAUCCUCUUUCAGUCCCUCCCACCCCGGCAAUAA
Closterium sp. Yama58-4 is the source of this 1767-nucleotide messenger RNA. Lineage: Eukaryota; Viridiplantae; Streptophyta; Zygnematophyceae; Desmidiales; Closteriaceae. The record is from the annotation of a GenBank genome assembly.